AGCAACCAGGGACUGCUGAAAAUAGCACUUCUUUUUGCUUUCUUUGUAUUCAAAACUAUAUCCUUUCCCGACCGAUUCUACUGCCCCAGGUCCAAGUCUCUCCAGUCAGGAGCUCCAGCUCUCCAGAACAGUAACAGAUUUUAGCUCGCUUUUAUUAUUUUAUUUUUUAAAAAACUAAUUAUUAUUACAUUUUCUCCCCCUUGUUUGUUUGUUUUCUGCACAUCUUCAGGAAGCCCUCGGUGCUUGUGCAAAGAGAAGCUCCUAUUGCAACCUCCCUCCCUGCGCUGUGCACCUCGGUGUAAACAUUUUGGAUGAUCUAAAGACUCUGGGGUCUGUAUAUGGAAAUAGUGGGGUGCAGAGCAGAAGAAAAUACUUGUCCUUUCCGUCCCCCAGCCAUGCUUUUCCACGGGAUCUCCGGAGGCCACAUCCAAGGAAUCAUGGAGGAGAUGGAGAGGCGAUCCAAGACCGAGUCCCGCCUGGCCAAAGGGGGACAGAUGAACGGCCGAGAAACGAAUUUGCCCCCAAUGAGCCCCGAGAAGCCUGCUUUGUGUGCUGGUUGUGGAGGGAAGAUCUCAGACAGAUAUUACCUGCUGGCUGUUGACAAACAAUGGCACCUCAGGUGUCUUAAGUGCUGUGAAUGUAAACUGGCUUUGGAGUCAGAACUCACCUGCUUUGCCAAGGACGGCAGUAUUUACUGCAAGGAGGAUUACUACAGAAGGUUCUCCGUGCAGAGAUGUGCCCGCUGCCACCUUGGGAUCUCAGCCUCUGAAAUGGUCAUGAGAGCCAGGGAGUCGGUUUAUCACCUGAGCUGCUUCACCUGCACCACUUGCAACAAGACUCUGACCACAGGGGAUCACUUUGGCAUGAAGGACAACCUGGUUUACUGCAGGGCACACUUCGAGUCCCUUUUGCAAGGAGAAUAUCCCCCUCAGCUGAGCUACACCGAGCUGGCAGCCAAGAGCGGAGGGCUGGCCCUGCCUUACUUCAACGGCACUGGCACAGUCCAGAAGGGGAGGCCCAGGAAAAGAAAGAGCCCUGCCUUGGGAGUGGACAUCGUCAACUACAACUCAGGUUGUAAUGAGAAUGAGGCAGAUCACCUGGACAGAGACCAGCAGCCUUAUCCCCCAUCCCAGAAGACAAAGCGCAUGCGCACCUCCUUCAAACACCACCAGCUUCGUACCAUGAAGUCCUACUUUGCUAUCAACCACAACCCAGAUGCCAAGGACCUCAAGCAGCUUGCCCAGAAAACAGGCCUGACCAAGAGAGUUCUGCAGGGAGAACAAAUCAUGGGGCAUUACAGCCAAACAUCCCGACGUUUGAAAAUUCCCUAAAGUAUUAAAAGAAGGGGAAAAGUUUGAUCGGAAAUCCACUGCAGUUGAAGACAAAGACAAUAUUAGGUUAUGAUAAUCAUACAUUUAAAAAUCUAUUGAGCCAAAAAAUAAAAAAAAGACUUGAUGUCAUUUCCUGAAUGUUAACAAAACAUAUGUUAUUUUAUGGUGUCUAAUUAACAGAACUGAAGGCUUCAACAAAUUGUGUGGUAUUAAAAAUAAAUUUAGAGAAACUAUGUAUAAAACCAGAGCAACCUGGCAGCAAUCUACCCAGCCCAUAUUAGAAGAAAACUUUUCUUUAAAAAAAAAAAUCACAUUUGUCAAGCACAAGUACUUGUAAAAUAAAAUUUGAGUGCAUUCAUUCCACUUGCUUGCUAAUGUGUACUAGUCAUAUCUGUUAAAUGGCUUUUUGUAAAUUCAGAGAACUUUUCACUCAUUUGAGAUUAUAGGAAUCAAAACCCAGUAACUUUAGUACUAUUGUUUCUGAAGUUUCUUUGUUUUGUUUUUGUUUU
Messenger RNA from Apus apus (common swift), 1840 nucleotides. It is a transcript of the gene LHX9, whose product is annotated as LIM homeobox 9. The transcript has 5 exons. Gene Ontology annotation, biological process: regulation of transcription by RNA polymerase II; neuron differentiation. Gene Ontology annotation, molecular function: DNA-binding transcription factor activity, RNA polymerase II-specific; RNA polymerase II transcription regulatory region sequence-specific DNA binding. Gene Ontology annotation, cellular component: nucleus. The coding region runs from base 339 to 1331 and encodes 330 amino acids. The record is from RefSeq and is a predicted model, not a curated record. NCBI's taxonomy places the organism in Eukaryota, Metazoa, Chordata, Aves, Apodiformes, Apodidae.